Molecule: messenger RNA, 2316 nt
Organism: Fusarium coffeatum
Lineage: Eukaryota; Fungi; Ascomycota; Sordariomycetes; Hypocreales; Nectriaceae
Exons: 7
Coding region: 1-2316 (771 amino acids)
Biological process (GO): endoplasmic reticulum to Golgi vesicle-mediated transport; COPII-coated vesicle budding; COPII-coated vesicle cargo loading
Cellular component (GO): endoplasmic reticulum exit site; COPII vesicle coat
Molecular function (GO): GTPase activator activity; zinc ion binding
Source: RefSeq, a predicted model, not a curated record
AUGGACUACGAAGCGAUAAAGGAGCAAUGGAGUGAGGUCGAGGAUCGCGAUGGUGUUCGUUUGAGUUGGAACGUCUUUCCCAGCUCUCGCAUGGAAGCUUCAAGACUUGUUGUCCCCAUUGGAGCACUCUACACACCAUUGAAGGAGAAGCCCGAUACUCCUCUGUUGCAUUUCGAGCCUGUGACCUGUAAACAACCUUGUCGUUCAGUGUUGAACCCCUUCUGCCAGGUCGAUGUCCGCGCCAGAGUUUGGAUCUGCCCUUUCUGCUUGUCCAGAAACCAACUGCCGCCUCACUACAAGGACAUUACCGCGAAUGCCAUCCCCCCCGAGCUCCAUCCAGCCAACACCACGAUAGAAUACCGCUUGUCUCGACCGGCGCCCGCGCCCCCGAUCUUUUUGUAUGUCGUUGAUAUGUGCCAGGAGGCAGACAGCCUUGCCUCCUUGAAGGAAUCACUCGUGAUGAGUCUGAGCCUGCUCCCAGAGAACGCUCUUGUUGGACUUAUCACUUAUGGAACAAUGGCCCACGUCCACGAAAUCGGUUACGAGGAAUGCGCCAAGUCUUACGUGUUCCGAGGUAGUAAGGAGUAUGCUGCAAAGCAAGUUCAAGAGAUGCUUGGCUUGACUACUUCUGGUGUACGACCCGGCAUGCAAGCCCAGCCCGGUCGACCAUUCCCCGCAGGCCCAGCGUCUCGCUUCCUCAUGCCUGUCCAACAGGCUGAAUUCCAGUUGACCAAGGCACUGGAGUCUCUCCAAAAGGACCCCUGGCCUGUCGCCAACGAUAGACGUAACCUUCGUUGCACUGGCGUUGCGCUCAGUGUUGCCGUUGGUCUUCUCGAGUCUUCUUUCCAAAAUGCUGGUGGCCGCAUCAUGUUGUUUGCUGGUGGUCCUGCCACAGAAGGACCCGGCAUGGUUGUCGGACCUGAACUGAGGGAGCCAAUCCGAUCCCAUCAUGACAUUGACCGAGACAAUGUCAAGUACUACAAGAAGGCCCUGAAGUUUUACGAGAACCUUGCCAAGCGCACUGCGCACAAUGGUCACAUCAUUGACAUCUUCGCUGGUUGCCUGGACCAAGUUGGUCUACUCGAAAUGAAGGGACUAUGCAAUUCCACUGGUGGCCACAUGAUUCUUACCGAUAGUUUCACUUCCUCCAUGUUCAAGCAGUCAUUUGUGCGAAUCUUCGAGAAGGAUGGAGACGACAACCUUCUUAUGGGUUUCAAUGCCGUACUCGAGGUUCUGACCACGAAGGAACUCAAGGUCACAGGCCUGAUCGGCCAUGCAGUCUCGCUCAACAAGAAGUCUAUCUCUGUUGGCGAAUCUGAAUGUGGUAUCGGCAACACAUGCUCUUGGAAGAUGUGUGGCAUUGACCCCAAGUCCAGCUACGGAAUCUACUUCGAAAUUGCUGGCCAGGGUCCUGCCAAUGUCCAGCAAGCACCACAGAAGGGCAUGAUGCAGUUCCUGACAUACUACCAGCAUUCUUCCGGUCAGUUCCACCUCCGCGUUACAACAGUGGCCCGGAACCUUAGCAGCCCCGCCGGAGACCCCGCGAUCGCGCAAUCUUUCGACCAAGAAGCUGCGGCUGUUCUCAUGUCACGCAUCGCUGUUUUCAAGGCCGAGGUCGAUGACGGUCCCGAUGUCUUGCGUUGGGUCGACAGAAUGUUGAUUCGCUUAUGUUCGCGAUUCGCGGAUUACAGAAAGGACGAUCCUUCAUCUUUCCGAUUGGAGAAGAACUUUACUCUAUAUCCUCAGUUCAUGUUCCACCUCCGCCGAAGUCAAUUCCUCCAGGUCUUCAACAACUCUCCCGAUGAAACGGCCUUUUACCGACAUGUGCUCAACCAUGAGGAUGUCAGCAACUCGCUUGUCAUGAUCCAGCCAACUCUGGACUCCUACACCUUUGACCAGGACGGUGGCCAGCCUGUUUUGCUCGACUCUGCCUCCAUUCAACCCACCCACAUCCUUCUCUUGGAUACUUUCUUCCACAUCCUGAUCUUCCACGGCGAGACCAUCGCAGAAUGGAGGAAGGCUGGAUACCAAGAGCAGGAGGGAUACGAGAACUUUGCUGGUCUGCUUGAGCAGCCCAAGGAAGAUGCUCGUGAUCUCAUUACUGAUCGUUUCCCUCUCCCUCGAUUUAUCGUUUGUGACGCAGGAGGCUCUCAAGCUCGAUUCCUGCUAUCCAAGCUUAACCCCUCUACCACCCACACCACUGGUCCUUACGGUGGUGUAGGAGCCACGACUGCUCAGACCAUCUUUACAGACGACGUGUCUCUCCAGACAUUUAUGGACCAUUUGAUGAAGCUUGCUGUGAGCGGUGCCAACUGA